AUGCUUCCUCUCUUCAUCAAGAUGCUUCCUCUCUUCAUCAAGGUGCUUCCUCUCUUCAUCAAGAUGCUUCCUCUCUUCUUCAAAGUACUUCCUCUCUUCAUCAUGCAGCUUCCUCUCUAA
Molecule: messenger RNA, 120 nt
Organism: Trichomonas vaginalis G3
Lineage: Eukaryota; Parabasalia; Trichomonadida; Trichomonadidae
Exons: 1
Coding region: 1-120 (39 amino acids)
Source: RefSeq, a predicted model, not a curated record